AUGCCUGCUCUGAAACUACUCAAGAGAACUCCUUAAUACCAUCUUUUCUAGAUCUAUAAUCAUUUUACAAUACAGUCAAAAGUUUUUAACAUGAUAAUUAAUAAAAAGAUAAAGCUAUUGAAUAAAAGCAUUCUCUCAAAUUUAAUGUAAAGGAGUCUCAUAGAAAUGAAAUAGAAGUAAUCAAUUUUGAAAAUUUAUCAGGAAAGUAUGAAAAUAGAGCAGAAUAAUAAAAUUACCGAGGUCUAGGAAGAAAGCUAACUUGAAAAAAUAAAACAUAUAGAGCUUGGAAUUAAAAGAUAAGGGUUACAAAGAGUAUAAGUCUACAAGUGGUACUGGGACAGAAAAGAAGAGCUCUUGAAACCAUAGAAACAAAGGUUUGAAUUUGAUCGAUAUGCCAAUUAGAAAUUGUUCUAGAUUACUAAAGUUCAAGUGAAUUAAAAUAGAAAAGUAUUCGAAGUAAACAGAGUAAAUUCAGAUUGA
This is a messenger RNA of Stylonychia lemnae, 480 nucleotides long. Lineage: Eukaryota; Ciliophora; Spirotrichea; Sporadotrichida; Oxytrichidae. The record is from the annotation of a GenBank genome assembly.